CUUCCGGUGCAAACCAAUUUGUCACAAUCGUCAAAACAAUAAUUUUCCACCUGAAAUCGAUUAUUUUGUGGUGAAAAGGGUCACCCUGAAGAGUUCGAUGUGUCUGAAAAUCGGUAGUCAAGAGCCCAAAUAUUUGGGCAGCUCAAGGACGCGGAAAAAGCAGCGUGAUCGCCUAAAAGUGAAGCGCUUUAGUUUGGCCCAAAACGAUGGAAAAUCCAAAGGCUUAUUGGGUUAGAGUGAAGUUUAAAGGUUACGAAGAGGACUACUCUUCUGAUGAUUUGAAGGAACUCUCAGGAAAGAAAAUUGGAUUUUCGCUCAAAGGCAUGGCUGUGCGUGUCGACAACUACCAAGGCCACAUCAUUGCUUUUGCAGAGUCACAAGAACAACUUGUACGAGAUUUUGGCAGCCUUGGCCCCAAAAAAUUGCUUUAUUUUCCUCCAAAAAACCCUAAAAGGCAGCCAAAAAAGAAUCUUCUCUUGGAAGAAUUCCUUUCUCCAGCGUCUGAGAAAAAUGCAAAGAGGACCAGCCAACAAAAGAGGAAAAACAAAAGCAUCCAAUUACAAAAUAAAAAACAGGUGAAGAAACACGUGGUGAAUCAAAUUGAUCAUGAUAAUUUGCACCUUCAAACAUUCGUCACUAACUCGGCCAAUGAAAGACCAACUGAAUGCAGCAAGCAAAGAGAAUCAGCUUCUUCCAUGAUGACCGAAUUUGAGAAAUACAAGAGCUUUUAUGAGAAGUUUCAUGCUGCUGGACAACUAGGCGAAAAAACGCCUGCAAAGGAUUCUUCACAGGGGAUGCCCGUUAAGACUGCCAAGCCUACAAACACUGAUAUAGUGUAUGAAACUGAGUCAGAAGGAGUCGUAUCUGAUUCAGAAAGUGAAUCUGGUGCCCCAACUAUAUCACCAGUUAAGCAAAGUGCUCCUGAACAGAACAUGAUGCUGGAAAAUUGCGAUGAUGAACAAGAGCAGGAAGAAUCUCACCACGAUGAAGAAAAGUCUACCCACGAUCAACAGGGGGAAGAGGAGGAGGAAGAAAUUCGUCCAAUACGCUCAAGAGACGAGGACGAGAUUUUAAAAGCAUAUCGAGACAACAGUGAAUUCCAAUUGAAGUGGACCCUUCUCCCUGAAGAUCAAAAAAAAGAUUUUUACGUUUAUAAGGAAGGAUCAAAAGAGGUGUGGCUCCAAAAAAAUGGCGUCAGGAAAGCAAAGAAAUCAAGUGGAACGCCUUUUGAGCUGCUCUCUAGCCUCGUGAAGCUCGGUUACAAGCGAGAUGCAUUGCGGAAAUGCACACUUGAUGGUUCAGCAAGGGGCGGAAAAGGAAGAAGGCCAUGCCUUCACAAGCCAGCUUUAAAUGCAAUAUUUAAAAUUGUUCGAUCAGUUGCAACUGAUGUUCAGGAAUCCAAGAAAAAGAUUUACCGGAAAGAAGAGGAUCAAUCUGCCACUGCCAAGUCACCAAGAGGACGGAAGAAAAAGUCCUGGAGCAAGAUGAUGGACUUGGUUGUUGUUCUGAAGUAUGCUGAUGUCUGGAAGGAUGAGUUCAUCGAAGAGAAAAAUCUUCGCAAAAUGGUUGUGAAGAUCCUGAGCAACAUCAGAAACACUCCAAAAAGGAAGACAAGCAGCAACCCAUUAAAGAAAAUUGUGUUUCUUUUAUAAUCAGCACUGCUUCGGUAAGGAAAACACUGGUUUAGGAGGGUCGUGUGUCUAAUUUCGCCUUUUUUCCCUGAGUUGAAGGCCAUGGCAUCUGCACAUGUGCCGUGGAGGUCACCACAAGGGUACGCUGCCCAGCCACCCAUAAAUUGUGGCCCUUCUUACGGACAUACAGAAAAUAGAGCAAAAUUC
Neocloeon triangulifer is the source of this 1838-nucleotide messenger RNA. RefSeq lists its product as uncharacterized. The transcript is spliced from 10 exons. The coding region runs from base 207 to 1652 and encodes 481 amino acids. Lineage: Eukaryota; Metazoa; Arthropoda; Insecta; Ephemeroptera; Baetidae. The record is from RefSeq and is a predicted model, not a curated record.